GCACUGGUGUCCGUCUCUGUGUGGGUGUUGAGAGGGGGAAGAAACGGCCUCUCUCCUGUUCAGAUAUAAUGUCUGUGAAAUUGUUUAACCCGUCCAAUUUUACACUUCGCCAACCACAUCACUUUUGUUGUUUGACUACAGUAGUACAUUAGUAGGCCUACGAGUGUCUAUUAUAAAUCCAGAGGUGAUGAAGAAUUUCUUCCACUAUGUUCAGAUGUGAAAUUGUCACUCUGGUUGCUUGAGGAAAUAGACUAUCUUUGAAAAUCGUCUGAGCACUGUUUUCUGUUGUUUUGUUGCUCUAUGUAUUGCAUGUCGCCGCCUAGUGGUUCCCACUUUUAACGGAGCGCACAACACGACGACGGACACGACUUCAGAGCCAGUCGUUUGCCACCGCCUCAACUCUUUGGUUUAAACCUGCAUCUGCUGUCACCGACCUUUCAAUCUAUCUACCGAUCUGAAUGCUGGGAAAGUGGAAACCGAGCUGAUCGCAAACAGAUAUGUUUUGACCGGUGAGGGACCGACUUCGGAAUGAAGACGGCAGGACAGACUGGGAGACCGCGGCCGUUCCAGCGGUUCUGCUGCUGUGGAGUUGGGCUUCUCGCGGUCAUUUGGCUCUCACAGUUCGCGCACGUGAUAGAGCCGGAGUCAUCCGGGUCUCAUUCUGGAGAGGAUGAGGUUCCAGUCCGUUCCAGACGCAGGCUGAUGCAGGAAGAGUGGACAGAAGACAACCAGACCCUGGACCUUUCUAGACCAGCCAUCCAUGAGUUUCCAGAAGAUAUCUUCACCAAGGAGGAGCUGAAAAGAGGAGCAGUGCUGUUACAUGUGCUGUGUGCGAUCUACAUGUUCUACGCUCUUGCUAUUGUCUGUGAUGACUACUUUGUUCCUUCCCUGGAGAAAAUAUCAGAGAACCUGCAGCUCAGUGAGGAUGUGGCUGGGGCAACCUUCAUGGCUGCAGGAAGCUCAGCCCCAGAGCUCUUCACCUCUCUCAUUGGUGUGUUCAUCACUAAAGGAGACGUGGGGGUCGGCACCAUCGUGGGAUCAGCGGUCUUCAACAUCCUGGUCAUCAUUGGUGUGUGUGGCAUCUUUGCGGGCCAGACGGUGGUUCUGACGUGGUGGUCUCUGUUCAGGGACUCCACCUACUACAUCUUCUCUGUGCUGGCUCUCAUCCUGGUUAUCUUUGAUGCGAAAGUUGUCUGGUGGGAGGCCGUGCUUCUAAUGACUAUGUAUGGAGUUUACAUUGUUAUCAUGAAGUUCAACUCCCAGCUCUUGGGGUGUGUGACUCGUCGUUUUGGUGGCCCGGGUCAGUGUUGCCUGGGUAGUGAGGGACACCGCGAUGAGGAGAUGGCAGAGGACGGACCCACCUGCAACACCAACAUGGUUCUGCUCAGGAAAGGCCAACCCCAGGGUCAGGAGUCUCCUCCGGUGAUGAUGGUGGACGAGCUCCUCAUCCUCAACCCCCACCAGUUGUCCUUCUCCGAGGCUGGGCUGCGCAUCAUGAUUACCCCCCACUUCUCCCCUCGCACCAGGCUCAGAAUGGCGGGCCGCAUGCUCAUCAGUGAGAGACAGAGGUUGAUCAGGAGUCCCAACACCCAGCUGGAUGGAGAGACCAGCGCAGGGGCAGGGGGCACCCCUCUGAAGGGUUCUGGAGGUCUGGAGAAUGGGGGCAGUGUGGAGAGACAGACCCCUGAGGGGGCAGGGCUAGGGGACGCAGGGGAGAAGCCAGGGGCGGAGGGUUGUCAGGCUGAGGAAGAGGAGGAGGAUGAUGAUGGGCCGUUCAGGCCUCUGCACUGGCCAGAUGGUUGCUGUGCGCGGGUCAAGUGGCUGAUCUCGUGGCCCCUGGGCCUGCUGCUGUACUGCACUGUGCCUAACUGUGUGUUCCCCCGCUGGCACCGCUGGUUCAUGGUCACCUUCUUGGCCUCCACCCUGUGGAUAGCCAUCUUCUCCUACCUCAUGGUGUGGAUGGUCACCAUCGUCAGCUACACACUAGACAUCCCAGACUACAUCAUGGGUAUCACCUUCCUGGCAGCGGGCACCAGCGUGCCAGACUGCAUGGCCAGCCUCAUUGUAGCUCGGCAAGGUAUGGGGGACAUGGCUGUGUCUAACUCCAUUGGCAGUAAUAUCUUUGACAUCCUGUUGGGGCUGGGUUUCCCCUGGGCUCUGCGCACUCUGGUGGUGGACAACGGAUCGUCGGUCUACAUUAACAACAAGGGCCUGGUGUAUUCUGUUGUCCUGCUGCUGGCCUCCGUCUUCCUCACAGUGAUGAGUGUCCAUCUGAACCACUGGAAGCUGGACCGCCGGCUGGGCCUGGGGCUGAUAUUCCUCUAUGCCAUCUUCCUGCUCUGCUCCAUCUUCUUUGGGCAGAUGUGAGGCUGACACUGGGGGUCAAAGGUCAACCCUGACUCGCUUUCCUUUAAGCUGCCGCGUCCAGGAGUCCUCUGUCUCCCAGAGAUCCUCUCUCCUAAAACCAAACAACAGUCUCAGCUACAUUGUGCUAAAAGUUAACGUGAUGUAGCACAGACACACACACACACACACACACACACACACACACACACACACACACACACACACACACACACACACACACACACACACACACACACACACACACACACACACACACACACACACACACACAGUAGUCUUUUUCAGUGGUACAACCCUUUUUAAUCCGGAGUGUAGUGUUUUAAUACACAGCAACACAUAAUGUCCAGCUGUCACCAUGGAGAAAUAAUACAAUAGACUAGUACUCUUGUUUCUUAACCUUAAGUUUGGAACACCCGUGUUUGUUUUGAAUGUACGCCCUAGCUGAUGUUACCUUGUUGAGUGGGGAUUCAGUAUGUACAUUUUGUGCUGGGGUACAGUGGAGCAUAGACCAGUCAGUAAGGUACUAAGAACGUAGCAAUAGCACAAAUGGACAGCAUAGACUUGUAAUGGGGAAAAUGUUAAUAAGAGAUGCAGAUUAUUGUGACUAUAACUGACCGAGUUCCUCCCGAAGAGGAUUUAUGAAUAAUUUUUUGUUGUUGUUGCCUCACUGCUUUUAAACAAGUAUUGUUACAAACUAAGUAAAUAAUAGGCUAACGUGAAA
This is a messenger RNA of Salmo salar (Atlantic salmon), 3088 nucleotides long. Its product is annotated as sodium/potassium/calcium exchanger 3. Gene Ontology annotation, cellular component: plasma membrane. The record is from RefSeq and is a predicted model, not a curated record. Gene Ontology annotation, biological process: calcium ion transmembrane transport; intracellular calcium ion homeostasis. Gene Ontology annotation, molecular function: calcium channel activity; calcium, potassium:sodium antiporter activity. Lineage: Eukaryota; Metazoa; Chordata; Actinopteri; Salmoniformes; Salmonidae.